Centrocercus urophasianus (Greater sage-grouse) is the source of this 2888-nucleotide messenger RNA. It is a transcript of the gene IL1RAPL2, whose product is annotated as interleukin 1 receptor accessory protein like 2. NCBI's taxonomy places the organism in Eukaryota, Metazoa, Chordata, Aves, Galliformes, Phasianidae. Gene Ontology annotation, biological process: signal transduction. The coding region runs from base 82 to 2142 and encodes 686 amino acids. The transcript has 11 exons. The record is from RefSeq and is a predicted model, not a curated record.
CGAGUCCAAGAGGAUGGCUACAGGCGGAGGAGCGCCUAAAAACGCCGCCGUUUGCGUUACAGCUGCCAAAGAAAGUGAAAGAUGAAGCCUCUUGUUCUCUUGGUUCUUGUGAUCUGUACUGUAGUCAGCAUGAAUUUGAAGCUCGUGUCGAAGAGAAAUUCUGUUGAUGGUUGCAUUGACUGGUCAGUGGAUCUCAAGACAUACAUGGCUUUGGCAGGUGAACCAGUCCGAGUGAAAUGUGCCCUUUUCUACAGCUAUAUCAGAACUAAUUAUAGCAUGGCCCAAAGCACAGGUCUUAGGCUUAUGUGGUACAAAAACAAAGGAGACUUAGAAGAACCCAUUAUAUUUUCUGAAGUUAGAAUGAGCAAGGAUGAAGAUUCAAUAUGGUUUCACUCAGUUGACUUGCAAGACAGUGGUUUCUACACAUGUGUUCUAAGAAACUCAACGUAUUGCAUGAAGGUGUCCAUGUCCUUGACGGUAGCUGAGAAUGAAUCUGGGCUUUGCUACAACAGCAAGAUCAGAUAUCUGGAAAAAUCAGAAGUUACCAAAAGAAAGACAAUCUCCUGUCCUGAUAUCGAGGAUUACAAAACAGACAGUCAAGAGCCAGAUGUUGUAUGGUACAAGGAAUGUAAGCCAAAAAUGUGGAGAAGCAUUGUAAUUCAGAAGGGAAAUACACUUCUAAUACAAGAGGUCCAGGAGGAAGAUGGAGGAAAUUAUACCUGUGAACUGAAGUUUGAAGGCAAGCUUAUACGAAGAACGGUUGAGCUGAAGGUUACUGCUUUACUCACAGACAAGCCUCCAAAGCCAUUGUUCCCCAUGGAGAAUCAGCCAACUGUUAUAGAUGUCCAGCUGGGCAACCCACUGACUGUGGCCUGCAAAGCUUUCUUUGGGUUCAGUGGUGAAUCUGGCCCCAUGAUCUACUGGAUGAAAGGGGAAAAAUUCAUAGAAGAAUUAGAAGGUCACAUUAGAGAAGGUGAAAUCAGACUCCUCAGAGAACAUCUUGGAGAAAAAGAAGUUGAAUUGACAUUGAUCUUUGAUGCUGUCGAGGAGGCAGAUCUGGCUAACUAUACAUGUCAUGUGGAAAACAGAAACGGACGGAAACAUGCCAGCAUCCUUCUGCGCAAGAAAGAUUUGAUCUACAAAAUAGAACUUGCUGGAGGAUUGGGAGCCAUCCUUCUUCUGCUUAUUUUGCUUGUGACCAUCUAUAAGUGCUACAACAUAGAGUUAAUGCUGUUCUACAGACAAAACUUUGGAGGAGAUGAAGCAGCAGACGAUAACAAGGAAUAUGAUGCGUAUCUUUCAUACACCAAAGUGGAUCCUGAUGCACUGGAUUGUGAUAAUAAUGAAGAGGAGCAGUUUGCACUAGAAAUUCUGCCGGAUGUUCUAGAAAAGCACUAUGGAUAUAAGCUCUUCAUUCCAGAUAGGGACCUGAUCCCUAGUGGAACCUACAUUGAAGAUCUCACAAGAUGUGUUGAGCAAAGCAGAAGACUCAUUAUCGUGUUAACUCCAGACUAUAUUCUCAGGAGAGGAUGGAGUAUUUUUGAGAUGGAAAACAGACUCCAUAACAUGCUAGUCAGUGGAGAAAUCAAAGUUAUUUUGAUUGAGUGUACUGAAUUAAAAGGGAAAGUGAAUUAUCAUGAAGUGGAAUCUUUAAAGCACACCAUCAAACUUCUCUCAGUGGUCAAGUGGAAAGGACCAAAAAGCAGCAAACUGAAUUCUAAGUUUUGGAAGCGCCUAGUCUUUGAAAUGCCAGGGAAGAAAAAGGAGGUGGUGUCUCGGCGUCAGGUCCUGGAUUCUGCGGAGCAGGGCCUUUUUGGAGACCUCCAGACUGUACCCUCUCUUGCCGUCACAGGCACUUCUGCCACGCUGGUAGAGUCGCGGGCUGAUCUAACUGAUUGCCAUCGAGCAGAUUCUGUGCAAAUGAGACAUUAUUGCAGAGGAUACGAAUAUGAUGUGUCAGCAGCAACAUUGCCAAUAGCUUCCAUAAGCAACCAUCAUACAUACUGUAACAUACCUCUGACACUCCUAAAUGGACAGCUACCUCUUAACAAUACCAUGAAGGACUCCCAGGAGUUUCACAGGAACAACCCAUUGCUACCUUUAUCAGCAAGGGAGCUUAGCUUCACCAGUGAUAUUUGGUAGUGAAGAUCAGGAGACUUUUGAGAUGCUUCAUGACUGCCAUGAAGACACAUUUUUAAAGAACUUUGCCCAAACCCCACGGGGCAUCAAAUCAUAUUUGAAGCAGCGGCACACUUAUUUGCUUUUCUACUUGAACUUUUUUGUUUACAUUUACAAAUUACUGACAAAGAGGGCAUUCUUUUGUAAGUCAGCAAUGUCCUUCCUGUCUUUUAAUGUACAGCUUGAUUGCUUCUUUAAAAAAGGGGGAGAGAAAAAGCACAUCCCGUCAUUCUGCACUUAGGGAUAGAUAGCAGUUUGCUGUAUAUGAUCUCCAGCAUUUGUAUCUAAGUAACAGUAUUUCAAAUACACUGAAGUUGUUGGCUUUUUCGUGUGAACUUCAGUACAGUUUGAAAUUCCAGUAUCGUAUCAUGCUACAGAAAUUAUCUCCUGCACAGACCACGAGGGGUUAAUCAUUCAAUAGGAAGGAGGAGGAACUCCUCCCAGUAUCGUUGUCUCUCAGAUGCAUUUUAGAAGAUGACGAGCUGAAACAAUGCAGAUGAAGCUUUAUCAAUAAAGUGCACAGUAACACUUCCUAAAGAAUAAAUCACCUGCUUGCAUCAGCACCUCUUCAUUUGUUUGUUGAGACAUGUUGCAUUCCCAGUGGCUGGUUAGCAAUAUGGUUUUGUUAAACAGCUUAUUAGGGUACUGGAAGGUGUUUGGCGGGAUUUAAAACAACUUUUCUGUGAUUAAUAGAUUAUUUCAGACUUAUU